GAGCCGAGACAGCCAUGGGGGAGGAGGCUCCCAGCCCCGCGCCCGCGCUCUGGGACUGGGACUACCUGGACCACUGCUUCGCCCGCCACCGUGUCUGCAUCUCCUUCGGCCUGUGGAUCUGCGCCUUUUCCUGCUGGAUCGCCGUCCACGCGCUGCUUCUGUAUCUGAGAUGUGGGAAGAAAUCCAGACGGGACCAGUCGGCACUGUUUGCUGCCUGCUGCCUCCUGACCAGCCUGUGUGACACCAUCGGGGCGAUUCUGGCCAAACAGCUCACCAUCCAGGUCUUCACUGGUGCCUACCUAGCAGCUGUUGACCUGGUGAACUUUGUGUCCAUUCUCUUCCCAGUCUGCAGCUCCAAAGUCAAGUCCAAUUCAGGUCAGGGCUCCCGGGAGAGAAAGAGGAGGCGGCAGCUCAGGGCCAGCAUAUUUGCCCUGGUCCUGCCGCUGAGCCUGGGCCCAGGCUGGGCUCUGUGGGCCGUUGUCCCGAAGGCUUCAGGCCCCAUCCUAGGGCCACAGCGGAGGCUGCUGGGAAGCCUGGUACAGGACAAUACUGAAAUCCUUGGCUACCUGCUGGGCGGCAUCGCAGCCUUGGGCUCCUGGGCUUCCCGGAUCCCCCCACUCUCCAGAAUCUGCUGGGGUAGGACAUUUCCCUCCAUCUACCUGUGGACCCGGCUCCUGUCGGCCCUGGCUGGCCUCCUCUACGCCUCAGCCAUCGUGGCCCAUGACCGGCGGCCUGAAUACCUGCUACGGGCCACACCCUGGUUCCUGACCUCCCUCGGCCGUGCAGCGCUGGACCUCGCCAUCAUUUUCCUUUCCUGGGUGAUGAAGAGCAAGAUGAGGCACGCCUUGGGGUUUGCCUCUGAAGCCAGAGAGAAUGCCGACACCCAAGCCCUUUUGACCUGUGCAGAGAAGGAGGAAGAAAACCAGGAGGCAAGGACCGAGAAUUUGGACUGGGUGCCUCUCACCACGCUACCGUACUGCAAGCCCCUCAAGAGGAUGGCAGCCAUCAGCCGCUACCUGGAGCUGACCAUUGAGCCUGUGCAGCAGGCGAGCUGCAGUACCACCAGGCUGCCUGGAGAUGGACAGACAAGCACGGGAGCCACGUCCCUGCAGGACCCCCCCUCCUACCCUCCGGUUCAGGUCAUCCGGGCACGCGUGUCCUCCAGUAGCUCCUCCCAGGUCUCCUCCAUCAACUCUGACCUCGAGCAGAAGUAUUGGGAAGCCCUAAACUCGGAGCAGUGGGAUCCUGAAGACGUAAACCUUGGAGGGAACAAAGACAACAUGGAGAUAUUCAGACCCCGGGUGCACAGGUGGUCUAUGAAGCCAGUGGACUUGACCUCUGAUAAGUAACACUUUCUGGAGCCAACUCAGUAGUAGCUCAUAGCCCAAGGUCAAGGUUUUGUCAGGAACUGAGCAGGGAUCAACCUGCAGAGACAGCCAUGGCAGGAAUUUAAGCUUCUGGCAAGGCCGCCUGUGAAAGUGAGGAACCAGGAGCUGUCACAGAGCUUGGCUGAUCUGCACCGUGGCUCAGAAUGGAGCUAAGACCUUGGGCCCUGUGGACAGACCUGGACACACCCAGAGUUUGUUCUGAAAAUUCAAAGUUCACAAACCAAUCUUGCUUUGAAAUAUAGUCUAAAAUAGUUUGGCCUCUCUUUCCCCUUUCCCUUUGGAUUCAACCCUACUCUGAAUAUCUGCUACAAACGAGUUCAUCUAACAAAAAGCUAAUAUGUUUGGAUCUUAGUAAAGCCCCACUGUGUAAGACCUGUCUAAGCCUAGAGAGAGGUGGGCCCGCGUUUGGGGGCUUUCGGACACAACCACAGGUUCUGAUGGGACCUGGCUCCUGCCCUCCAGUCACCCACUUGAGUUUUCUGCUGGAAGUUGAGAGAGGACUGUUUGAUCAACCAAGUGUUUGCAAGGUCACUGGUAUUGCAAGGGUAGCAAAGCAAAGUACUCUAGGUACCAGGACUUGCUCCAGACUGGCCCAGUGUGUGCUGG
This is a messenger RNA of Kogia breviceps (pygmy sperm whale), 1994 nucleotides long. It is a transcript of the gene TMEM44, whose product is annotated as transmembrane protein 44. Lineage: Eukaryota; Metazoa; Chordata; Mammalia; Artiodactyla; Physeteridae. The record is from RefSeq and is a predicted model, not a curated record.